Molecule: messenger RNA, 885 nt
Organism: Cornus florida
Lineage: Eukaryota; Viridiplantae; Streptophyta; Magnoliopsida; Cornales; Cornaceae
Product: pentatricopeptide repeat-containing protein At4g01400, mitochondrial-like
Exons: 2
Coding region: 1-885 (294 amino acids)
Molecular function (GO): protein binding
Source: RefSeq, a predicted model, not a curated record
AUGCAUGGGCUAUGUGGCCAUGGUCGGAUUGAAGAAGCAUUUGGGUUGUUUGAGAGGAUGGAGAGGGAGGGUAUAGAACCAGAUACAAUCACAUUUAACAAAUUGAUUUCGGGACUUAGGAAACAAGGGAGAGUGAAAGAGGGCAUUAAGCUUUUGGAUAAAAUGAGGCUUAAAAGGUGUAACCCAAAUCCAGGAACUUAUCAGGAGGUCUUGUAUGGUUUGCUUGGUACCAAGAAGUUCGUCAAGGCAAAGGAAUUCAUCGGUCGAAUGUUUUCUCAAAGUGUUAGUCCUAGUUUUGAGUCUUACAAGUUGAUGAUACAUGGGCUGUGUAAGCGAAAUCUACUGGAAGAUGUUGAUUGGCAAAAUUCAGAGAUCCUGCAACAUCUUAUCCCAGCAGGACCACCACCUCAACAAGAAUUGUCCGACCCAUAUCCUCCCAAUCUGAAUGAUGGGGGAGAACACGAGGAGGACCGAGAAAAUGAUCCUCCUCACAAGUUCGAGGCAGAACAAAGCCAAGUCAGAAACCAACACAGAGAACCUCCUUCCUCGCCUCCGCGGAAUCCCCAGCCUCAAACAGGCAUAACCUUCUGUGUUAAGGAAAAGACAGAGAAAGUUACCUAUUUCGACCUACAGAUCAAGGAUCUCAAGGUGAAAAUGGAAGAUGUAAUACAGGCUAUAAAAGGGAAAAGUUUUGCGGCCAUAGAUGACCCACUGCAGAGGACCAACUUGCCAUUCAGCCCUGCCUUUAUGAAAUACCCUCUGCCUAGCAAGUUCAAGAUGCCCUCAUUCGAAAGCUUCAAUGGGACCAAAAAUCCCCUCGAUCACCUGGAGACCUUUCAAGCUCUUAUGCAUUUACCCGCCGUGCCAAAUGAAAUCAUGUGCUGA